This is a messenger RNA of Sorex araneus (European shrew), 289 nucleotides long. Its product is annotated as late cornified envelope protein 3C-like. The record is from RefSeq and is a predicted model, not a curated record. The transcript has a single exon. Lineage: Eukaryota; Metazoa; Chordata; Mammalia; Eulipotyphla; Soricidae. The coding region runs from base 1 to 288 and encodes 95 amino acids. Gene Ontology annotation, biological process: epidermis development.
AUGUCCUGCCAGCAGAGCCAGCAGCAGAGCCAGCCCCCUGCCAAGUGCCCCUCACCCAAGUGCCCCCCGAAGAGCCCAGCACAGUGCUCCCCGCCCGCCCCCUCUGGCUGUGCUCUGAGCUCCGGGGGCUGCCACGGGCCCAGCUCCGAGGCCGGCUGCUGCCUGAGCCCCAACAGGCGCCGCAGGUCCCACGGGUGCCGGCGCCGCAGCUCUGGCUCCUGUGACAGAGCCAGUGACCAGCUGUCUGGGGGCUCUGGCUGUGGCCAGGGCUCUGGGGGCUGCUGCUGAC